AGCCUGCUGUCUGUGGUGCUGAAGCGGCGCGUGCUGGGGACUGGAGCACCAACACACAAUCGAGGCAUCCUCUCGCGGGAUGGUCAGAGGAGCAACGAAGUAGAUAGAAGAAGAGUGUUUGCAAUUCAGGAAUCCAGGCCAAUUAUUUGUGAUUUAAAAAAAUAUAUAAAAUACAAUUUACAGUAGUCUGAAUUUGUGUAAGCUGUUUUGAUAGCAUAUAGCCUAUUUGCGCUGUACAUGUUAGGUUUUUACACAGCCCUCUCUCUAAAUUAUUUCGCUCUCAUCCUUAUUGUUGUUGCCUGCCCGUCUCGGGCAUUCUUUAUGCACAGCAAACUGAUCCAGUUCUCUCCGAGAAAAUAGACCUUCGCGUCGGAACAGCAUGGCCCGGUCCAGUCGCACCAACUGAGAGAGAUGGAAGCCAAGCAGCACUCCAUAAAGAGCCUGAAGAGCUACCCAGAGGCGGGGGGCCGGAGCCUGGCGGCGGCCGCGGGAGACGUCGGUGGUGGAGGAGGGUGUCGUGCCGGCUCGGCACAGAUGGAGAUGGAGGCAAACAUACAGAAAGCCAUUGACUUCAAGGUGGAGGGCCACCGUUGCUACAAGGAGAAGAAAUUCCGGGAAGCGAUAGGGAAGUACCACCGGGCUCUGCUGCAGCUGAAAGGGGUACAUUUAGUGGAUGGAACCACGGGCUCCGAGGUCAACCUCCUGAGCCAAGCCGCGGUCAAACUGACGGAGGAGCAGCGGAGAACUGUGGAGAUCACGGAGAUCGAGUGCUACGACAGCCUGACAGCGUGCCUGUUGCAGUCAGAGCUGGUGAACUACGAGCGUGUGAAGGAGUACUGCCUGAAGGUGCUGGGCCACCAGAGGGACCACUUCAAGGCCAUGUACCGCGCUGGCAUCGCCUGCUACCACCUGGGCGACUACGAAUGUGCCCUGCGCUACCUGCGUGACGCUAAGAACCGCGAGCCCUCAGACACAAACGUGCUGCGGUACAUCCAGUUGACGGAGAUGAAGAUGAGUAGGGAGGGCCAGCGGGAGCGAGAGAGCGGCAAAGAGGCCCUGGGCUAACCUUUGACCUUUUGGCCUCUGUCACUAUGGCCUACUCUAUGACCCAUCCUACAUCUCCUCUCUGACCUCCUCUCCUCCUUUAUCGAGCCUAGUCUUGUUGAUGACUAGCCCCAGCGAUGCGCUGCAACCAUGUAAAAGAACAGGGCAGAAAAAGCCCUGUCUCUCCCCCUCUCUUCUCCUCCUUGUCUCUCUUCUUCCCCCCAGGUGCUGUUGUUCUGUACCCACGAUGCCGACUGCCAAGCCAACAAAGAAAAAACAAAGCAAAGGGAAAUGCUGUACUGUACUCAUACAAAACAGUCAUGGCUGUCUGAAUGAAAAAAAGCGUAAAAAAAUAUAUGAACAAAGAACAUUGCGUGAUUUAGUAGAAGUGUAAUUUAAACAGAAAAAUAAAGUAGAAUUUCUUAUUUUCUUUUUCGUUGUGAGGACUGAGGAGAGGUCCAGGGUUGGGAAAGGUACCAGGGGAGGGCAAUGGAAGGAGUUUGGGAGAAAGGAAGAGGCGUGACACAUAUCAAGACGUUAGGCCAAUUCAACUGUACACCCUGACCUCGCCCUAUUACAAUGGAGGUCUGAAAGCCACUGACCCAGACUGUCCCCCCAGCCUCAGCCCGGCUAGAGUACAGAUCAGGCUAGCUAGCACGCUACGUCUCUGUCUUUUUCAUUAUGGAAUAGUCUUCAGACAAGCCUGCCUUUGCGCUCAUAUUCAAUCUUCUUUUUUGUUUUCAGCUUUUAGUGUCUCGUCUGAGUUUCUGGACUGUUUUGAAUUCAAGGGCUAAUUCAAGUGUUUGUAAUUUGUCCUUUGAUCGUUUUUUAUUUUGCUGUUGAUAUUACAUUGUACUUACUACUAUCAGUUGUUAUAAAGCAAAAUGUGUGACCUUUCUCUCUCUAAAGAACAAAACAAACUAACUCCCCAACAGGCUCGCUGUUCUGCUGUUAACUGGUGUGUUUAUGUGAACUGGUGUCUUGAAUCUGUCGUCCAUUCCCACCUGGAAUGUGUUGUGUUGUCAGACUGUUACCCCCCUGCUUUCUAGCUAAUGAUGUCACUAUGGAAAAUAGCCAGUGGGAUUGAGGUUCCAACAAGCACCCUUGGCUGCACAGAGUUCUCUUCUGCUUUCUACUCUGAAUUUCUACUUCCAGGCCCUUUAUCGCUAAUGCUCACUCCUCCCAGACAUCAGUGACAUCACGAGACACUCUGGCCAGCGUUAGUGCAGGGAAUCCGAUCACAGAUACUGUAUCCUUCUGAAGUGUCUCAACCAUCAACAAGGAGUGUGCCAUUUGAGAUUCCCAUUUAAUUGUGUAUAUUUUGAUAGAUAUCAGUGUUGCAACAACAAAAAAAUGUAUGAAAAAAAAAACCAUUUCAAAAUGGGCUGUCUCUGUAGGCAGAUUACACAAUACUAGUGCUAGGCCAAGACAAGUGAGGAUUGUGGUUGGGGCAAGACCAGCUAAUGACAUAUUACACAUACAGACCCAUCAUGCCAUUGCAUACUUUCUCAAGACAAAUCCCAUUGAGGUUGAUAAAGCCUAUAGGCUUGCUAGGAUUUCUAGAAAUACUUAGAAGUACCUGCCCUGUUCUAAGGAGAGGUUUGAGUUGACCAAUGUUAAAGCAUGAGCUUCAUUUCUCCAUCUAAUACCAUGGAACCCAGUUUCCUUCACCCUAUGUGCAAGCCAAGCCCCUGCAUGGUAAUGUGUGGCUCAAGUGGAAGCCAUUUUGAAUCCAGAUGCCAGGGAUCAUGUCUGGUUUGUUGCUUUCUUUAACAUUGCAUGCUCCCUAAAAACGUGGAAUUGGUUAAUGGAGAGUCAGCAGUAAAGCCUGAAAAGGUAUCUUGUAUCUUGAAUAGGUUGAUUUUACGAGACUUAUAUGGUCCCAUACAGAAAGGAAUUAGGGUCAGCAGCAGUCAUCUGCCUUGGCCAUGGUGAGCCAUGAGAAGAAGAAUUCCCAAAAACGUCAAAGGAGUGGAUAAUACAAUAUCAAAACGAUAACAGUUCUCCUCAUUUGCCUGUGACCUAAUAUGAGGGAAAUUGGGCCCAAAGUGUGUCAAUGAGACUCGGGAGAGGCAGCAGCACGAUGCCUGGAGCGAACUUGUAUGAGCCAGAGGCUCCACUGGAGAGGGAAAUGGGCCAGCAGCACCACUAACGCAGCAGGAAUGCCAUGUCGCUCUGAAACUGUAGAGAUGGGAUUAUGUUAAAGCAGCGUUGUGAAGAGGUUGUGGGGAGGUUAUCACCUUGGUAGCAGGGUAACAGCAACAUGGUGUGGAACCACCAAGAACUCUCUUUCUCUCGCUCUCGCUCUCUCUCUCUCUGAUUAUCAUUCUCUCCACCUCUUGCCCCCGUCUCUCUCUCUCUCUCUCUCUCUCUCUCUCUCUCUCUCUUUCUCUCUCAUCUCUCUCCCUACUUCUAUCUCAGUUCAAUUAAAUUUGAAUUGCUUUAUUGGCCCAAUGUAACAAUGUCCAUAUUGCCAAAGCCUAUUUUGGAAAUGGAUAUGCUUAAAAUUUUUAACAUAAUACAAAAAUGUAUAAUAAUAAUCGGGAUUGUCAAUGAAACAACAAUCAGUAACAACAAUAAGGGUGGGGGGGUGAGUAUACCAAACAUUAAGAACACCGUUCCAGGCAUACCGAGUGGCUAAGUCUAAGGAACUGCAUCGCAGUGCUAGAGGCGUCACUACAGAUCCGGGUUCAAUCCCGGGCUGUGUCGCAGCCGGCCGUGACCGGGAGACCCAUGAGGUGGCGUACAAUUGGCCCAGUGUCGUCUGGGUUAGGGGAGGGUUUGGCCGGCUGGGAUGUCCUUGUCCCAUCGCGCUCUAGCGACUCCUUGUGGCGGCCGGGCACAUGCACGCUGACUUCGGUCGCCAGCUGUACGGUGUUUCCCCCGACACAUUGGUGCGACUGGUUUCCAGGUUAAGCAAGCAAUGUGUCAGGAAGCAGUGCGGCUUGGCGGGGUUGUGUUUCGGAGGACGCACGGCUCUCGAACUUCGCCUCUCCCGAGUCCGUACGGGAGUUGCAGCGAUGGGACAAGACUUUAACUACCAAUUAGAUAUCAUGGAAUUGGGGAGAAAACGCGGUAAAAUAACAUAAAUAAACACCGUUUUCAAUUGAGUUCCAACUGUAGAUACAAAAAUAUGUGGCCACCCCUUUAAAUUAGCCGAUUUGGCUAUUUCAGCCACACCCGUUGCUGACAGCCAUGCAAUCUCAAUAGACAAACAUUGGUAGUAGAAUGGCCUUUCUGAAGAGCUCAGUGACUUUCAAUGUGGCACCGUCAGAGGAUGCCACCUUUCCAACAAGUCAGUUUUAUGCCCUGCUAGAGCUGCCCCAGUCAACUGUAAAUGUUGUUAUUGUGAAGUGGAAACGGCUAGGAGUAACAACAGCUCAGGUGUGAAGUGGUAGGCAACACAAGCUCACAGAACUGGAAUGCCGAAUGCUGAAGCACGUAGCUCGUAAAAAUCGUCUGGUUGAAAGACUCACUACGGAGUUCCAAACUGCCUCUGGAAGCAACGUCAGCACAAUAACUGUUCAUCUGGAGCUUCAUGAAAUGGGUUUCAUAGCCGAGCAGCCUAAGAUCACCAUGCGCAAUUCCAAGCGUUGGCUGGAGUGGUGUAAAGCUCGCCGCUAUUGGACUCUGGAGCAGUGGAAACGCGCUCUCUGGUGUGAUGAAUCACGCUUCACCAUCUGGCAGUCCGA
This is a messenger RNA of Salmo salar (Atlantic salmon), 4736 nucleotides long. Its product is annotated as tetratricopeptide repeat protein 9B-like. Lineage: Eukaryota; Metazoa; Chordata; Actinopteri; Salmoniformes; Salmonidae. Gene Ontology annotation, molecular function: protein binding. The record is from RefSeq and is a predicted model, not a curated record.